Colletotrichum spaethianum is the source of this 1719-nucleotide messenger RNA. RefSeq lists its product as uncharacterized. Gene Ontology annotation, molecular function: ATP binding; protein kinase activity. Gene Ontology annotation, biological process: protein phosphorylation. The transcript has a single exon. NCBI's taxonomy places the organism in Eukaryota, Fungi, Ascomycota, Sordariomycetes, Glomerellales, Glomerellaceae. Bases 1 to 1719 code for a protein of 572 amino acids. The record is from RefSeq and is a predicted model, not a curated record.
AUGGAGCUGGGGUCGGACAUAAUACACGACAUCGUUCAUCCCACGGCUGCCUUCUCCGAAUUCACUCGGACUCGAGCGGACCACCACGAUGGCGGCGGUUCAUAUCGGCUGUCGCCAGCGAACUGGGAGGCUUCCCAGCUAAAUCCCAAGAACCGCGUUGACAGCCUCGAUCCUCUCCCUGAUCCUCUCUGGCGUAUCGAUGGCUGCACAGGACUGGGAACCCAGUUUUACGUUCUCCCGUUGUUUCUCCACUGCGUGCCGCCCAUGCGCAUCGAUGCCUUCAUUCCGGAACAGUCGAGUCAGCCGUAUGAGAUUCGACAGCUGCUCGACUUGGAUGUAGCCUUCCACACUAAAGAUCGAGCUCGGGUCCAAAAGCUCAACAUAUCCAAGCACAUUCUCCGCGCUUUACAGCUUUGGACACAAAGUCUACCAGAUCCUACAGCACUCUUCAAUUCUGUACCGUUUGGAUCUCGCAUUGUCUUCAAAACCCUAUCUCUGGAUGUCAGAGCCAUGGAAAUUGAUGUUGCGCCAACGUACUACCUGGAACGACAAUUGCUCUCAGAGUCUGCCUUGGCUGACAUGUGGGGCGCGGCAGUCCAACUGCCAGAUUGUCUCGACAUCUCCGAGGUUCACGUCGUCGAGCAGAUCCAUGACAGUGUCUGCCUUGUCCAGAUCCAGGGCCGCCUUUGGAUUCUCAAGACUUUGACGAGUUACACCAAGUACUUGUAUCACGAACUCAAGCUACUUUUGUCAGCGAAGCCGCAUCCAAACGUCAUGUCACGACCAGCUCACCUCAUCACGAAGCGAUGUAGUUUUGGCAGCAAGAUAGCCGUCGUUGGCUUCACACUCGAGUACCACCGCCAUGGUACCAUGAGAGAUAUUGUGCCACUCCAGAGAAUCCACAAUACGUUUACCCCCGCCGAGCAGUUCAAGUGGUCCAUACAAAUCACUUCAGGCGUAUUACACCACCGGGAAACCUCUGGCACGUUUUACCCGGACCUUCGUCUCGACAACGUUGUCAUGUCAAAAGAUGGAGAUGCCAUCAUGGUCGACUUUGAGCAGCGCGGGGUAUGGUGCGAGUUUGCUUCCCCUGAAAUCAAUGCCAUCGAGUACAUCCGCUUGUUGGCCAUUGACGAGGACAUACCCGAAGACGUCAAGGAUCGCUAUGCCGAGAUACUGAGGCGCAUGUGCCCUGAUUUCGAGGCUCUCCAGAGCAGAGAGGAGUAUACGAACCCCGCCAACGGCUACAACAUUUGCUGGGUAUGCCUCAGCCCGAAAGAACAGGAAGCCUCUGAGGUGUACAUGCUUGGAAGGGUGUUAUGGUGUAUCUUUGAGGGGGCCAGUGCUCCGCAGCAAGCUGCUGUUUGGCAGUCUUAUCGGUGGGAGGCCGAAGUCGACUUUCCAGCCUAUCUAAGGACGCCGCCGAAAGUAAGGGCCCUCAUCGACCGCUGUACCAAUGGCCGUCGACCCACACUGGGUAGCCAAAUCAGCAGAGAUGGCAACAGGCUUGUCUUUAAAGGUUCCGAAAAGAUGGCUGAUCCGGAAGAUAUCCGCACAGCUGCCGCGACGUGGUGGAAGAGAGAGGUGUUGUGGGCAGAAACAUUCUUGGCCUUGAGAGAAAACUCCAAAUCAGCGGGGGAAUGGGAUGAGAAUCACUUUGGUAGACCAAGUCUACAGGAGGUACUGGAGGAGCUAAACAAGUUGCGCAAUGAGGUUUGA